UUAUAUAAAGCGCUUUGGAAAGAAGGAGAAAACGACGCGUCAGAGAGGUUGUUUUCUACAACGGGCUGUCCACAGGCUGCGCUCCAAACUAACCCCACAUCAUGACAUGUUUCAUUUUUUAAAUAAAAAUUGAAAAAAGAAAUGAUCGCGGCCGAAAAAAUUAUCGAGCUCAUUUUUUUUUUAUCGUGCGAUUAAUUGAUUUAUCGACUAUCGCGACAGGCCUAGUUAUAACAUUUAGUUUCGUCUCGUUUUGGUCAAUGAAAAUGAAGAGACAUUUUAGCAUAGUUUUUAUUUUGAUAACCACAUUUAGUCUCGUUUUUUUUUUGUCAACAAUAUUGCAUUAUACAUUAAUAGUCAUCGUCACAUGACCAGCAUUUACAUUGCGUCUCGUUUUUGUCAUGUAAUAAAGAUUCCUUGAUGACAAUAUUUAGUCAAUUUUCAUUGACAAAAGCAACACUACUACUGGUCAGAGGUUUGGAAUAAGUUUUUUUUUUUUUUAAGAUUUUGAACAAAGUUAGCAAGGUUGCUUUUAAUGGAUGAAAAAUACAGUUAAAACAGUGAUUUUGUGCAAUAUUAUUAAAGUCUAAAAACAAGUUUUCUGUUUUAAUAUGAACAUUCCUUUUAAUUACUUUAAUUACCAAAUGAUACAUGUCUGGAGAAAAAAUCGAUACAGCUCACCAUUCAAAUAACAGCAUUCAAUUAUUUUAAAGGGCAGUGAUUCAUUUUCUAUACCCACUGUAUAAUUAAAGUAAAAUGGAGGAUCUUUAAAUAUUUAAACAUUUAAUAAUUUAUAAGAAAUAUUUUCUGUAGUUGAAAGAACAGUGACUAAAAAACAUGAUUAAAACCAUAUACAAUACAAUAUCUUGAUGACUAGUAUAUGUGAAUAUGUUGGCUAAAUAAACUACAGUUUCAGUGGCAGGUGAAAGUUCACAGCUGUUUGAAAUGUUGAGCCUGAUGGCGGUAACUAGAGAGUAUUACCAGUAAUCGGUGGUGAAUGGGUGGGCUUGUGUGAGUCGCUCCUCGUGGCUGAUGGGUGGGCCAGGGCAGAGGUCCUAAUCUCACACGACCAGAAGGGUGUGAAUGUGCAAGACUGUCUAUGGCAUUUAGGAUGGGAUGUUUUGAAAUUGAUUAACAGGCAGUUAUUAACACACACACACACACACACACACACACACGUACAACACAUCUACGCAUUCCUGUCAUGACUGUCACCUCUCAACAGUUGCCUGAUGGUAACAAAGUGUGCAGCAUAAGUCCUGAAAAAAGUAGCCAAAACAUUUUGAUCGCCCCCAGGUGGCUGGACCCAGUAUUAAGUCAUAAACCCCGCCCUCUCCAUGAAAUCUAAUGGGACAUGAGACCAACUAAAGAAUUAAUUUACCCAUCGAAUAUUUUUUUUAACAAAGAAUUUAUGUAGUUUUCAUCACACUAAUGUAGUAAAAGAUUAGUUUUAGUUUGUUAUUUGAUGCUAUAAAUACGGGAAUGUGACGUCAUGAUUGACAGCCUCUGUUUUUUUUUUGUUUUUGUUUUUUUGUGAACGCAAAAAGUCUCUACACAAAAAAAGUUGUCUUAGUUUGUGGACAUAAAAAGUGUGUUUAAGUCCUUAGAAUCUCUUUUUUAAUGAAGGACAUUUGUUUUGUCUCAGGGGGAAGUGUGUAACCCAUUCAGGUUUGGGGAAACUACACUGGCUCAGUUUAUCUGUGGCAUAUUUAGCUGCCCUUCUGUUUUUGUUUUUUUGUUUUCACCAAAUAUAUAUUUGGUGGAAUUGAAUGGAAAGCUAUGACAUCAGAGAUUAGUUUUCGAGGUGCAACUGCCUUGUAUGCCACACAAUGUCAAAAAACAGGAAACAAUAACUGAUCUGCAUGAUUUGGUCUAGUUCUGAAACUAUGUUUGAAAAUAUAUACAUAUCAAGGGUUGUUCUUUUUAUGGUUGAUAUGCUUGUAUGCUUCUCUCUCUCUGUCCAUAGACACGUAUGCAGAGUUUACAGCCAGACCCAAAGGCUCAGUACCGCAGUGUGUACGGUGCACUGAAGAGGAUCGUGCGGACAGAGGGCUUCCUUCGGCCCUUGAGGGGCCUCAAUAUCACUGUGCUGGGGGCCGGUCCUGCACACGCACUAUAUUUCGCCUGCUACGAACAGAUCAAACGCAGCCUUAGUGACGUCAUACAGAAUGGAGGCAACAGUCACAUUGCUAACGGUGUUGCAGGAAGUGUUGCCACUGUCCUCCAUGAUGCCAUCAUGAACCCAGCAGAAGUGGUGAAGCAGAGGAUGCAGAUGUAUAACUCUCCGUACCGCAGCCUGUAUGACUGCGUCCUGACGGUCAGUCGCAAGGAAGGACUGGCCGCUUUCUACCGCAGCUACAGCACUCAGCUGACCAUGAACAUCCCCUUCCAGGCCGUCCACUUCAUCACUUACGAAUUCAUGCAGGAACAUUUUAACCCCCAGCGCCAGUACCGACCUGAAACGCACAUCCUGUCCGGCGCGGCGGCCGGAGCCGUGUCCGCUGCUGUAACCACGCCGCUAGACGUGUGCAAGACGCUGCUAAACACGCAGGAGAACGUGGCGCUCAGCUCCGCACGAGUCAGUGGACCGCUCUCUGGCAUGGUCAACGCGCUCAGGACGGUGUACCGGCUGGGAGGCGUGCCGGCCUUCUUUAAAGGCGCAAGAGCACGGGUGAUUUAUCAGAUGCCGUCUACGGCCAUCGCCUGGUCCGUGUACGAGUUCUUCAAAUACUCUCUGACCCAGCAGGAACAACACAUCCAGGAACUGGGGAGGGGAGCUCAGAAGGCCAGCCCUACAUGAGUCCGUUCAGCCCAUCCAAAGAGUGAGCGUGAGGAUCAACGGACAAUGGAAGAAUGUAGACGCUUAUUUCUAAUGCAGUAGACACUCCAGCAGCUUCUGUGUUUGUUGCUAAUGUAUUAAUUUAUUGGAAGAGUUUAAUGUUGUUACAAGGAUGUAUGGAGCUGCACACUACAGAACGUUCUUGAAAACAUGAUGGAAACCGAAAGGUAAAGAUGUGUAAAUGUUUUUUUUUUAUUCUCACUUACAUAACAUAUUUAUGAUUGAGCAUGAUGGUAUAUCUAUUUUUAUAUAUAUAUGCGCGCGCGCACACCAUCUGCUCAACGACACAAACCUGUGAGGAAGAACUUUUUUAAAUUUUAACUUUUAAAUAUUUUAGGGGUUCAGAGGAGUUUGCUUUUAAUACUUUAGUGUUUUAUUUUUUAUUUUAUUUUUAUAUAUAAUUUAAGACAUUCCUGAAUCCUGUUGCGCAAUAAUCAGACAAAUUUAUAUUAUUAUUGCUAUUUUUUAAUUAUUAUAAUUGCCUAAUCAUCUAUAAAAGCUGCUUCCAACUCCACAUUUACUAUUUAAAUUUGCAACCACUUUAAAUUUGUUGUAUUGUCUUUUUUAUUUUAUGUUUUGUCUUUUAAGAAAAUAUUGAUGCUUAUUGAUCUUAGUCAGGGAAGAUGACAAAAUUAAUUUGAUUAAAUGUACUGAUGAAGUACUGGAAUAGGUUGUAGGUCACAUCUAAUUAAGAGUAUUCAGAGUAGAAGUAAUCAAUGAACAAACAGACUCUUUUUUUUUUUUUUUUUUUUUCACCUUCGAUUCAGUUUCAUAAACCCUGACAGAAGUUCUUAAACUAGAUUACUCCGUUUUCAUGCAUUCAAUUUAUCCAAAUAUUUUUCGAUUGUCUAAUCUAUUAUUAAAUUUGGUUUCCAAGGAACUGGAUUCUAAUUUAAUGAAAUUGCCUGAUUGCAUCUCACUAAAGCACUUGUGAUUUAUAGUGUGUGUAUUCCUCUGUUAAUGCGCUCAAUUAUUUUCACUUUAGCAGUGGAAGUUGAAAGCUGAAAUGAAUGAGUUUUUUUUGUGUGUGUGUAAUGACAUUUCUUUUAUUGUUUUAGGACAUAAUUGUCAAUGAUGAUAUAUAUUUCCAGUCAAGCCUGUGAUAUAAUUACGAGGUGUGAUCUAUGCAGUGGGUUUGUUAAAACCCUGAGCGUGCACUAAAAUCCCAAACCCAGAAUGAAAUCCUUAGUCCUUAAUGAGGCAGAUAAAAGGUUUCAUAGCUGUGACAAUCUGUUUUAGUCUGCGAGCAGAUUUAUUCUGUUUCUGAGCUGUUUGUGAAUCUGCAGCUGACUGAUUUUUGUUCUUUGUGUCGCCCAUUCAGAUUAAAGCUGGCCUUGAUUUCCAGAAAUAGACCUUAGUCAGAGUAGAAAGCAUAGUUAAUGUGUCAUGAAUGAAAACAAGGCUGUGGGAGACGACAGUGUUUUGUUGUCCAAAUGAUUGACAAGCAAAUGCAGGUUCGACUAACUGAGAACGAAUUCUGUAAUUUAAAGCUUUAUUUAAUAUAGAAGCCCGUUCUCACCACUAAAUAAAAUGUUUGUUUUUUUUUUAAUUGUGAGAUAUAAACACACAAAUCUGACUUUAUAUUUUUCUCGCAAUUGCAAUUCUGACAUUGUAACUUGCAAUUGUGAGUAAAACAGAAAGUCUGAAUUAUACAGUAGAUAUAAAAUCGCAAUUGCGACAAAACAACUCCGAAUUGGAGGUGCAUGUUCUUUGCAAGAUAUGAACUCAUACUUACCUUGUUUUAGUUUUUAUUCGGUGGCAGAAACAUGCUUCCAUAAUUUAAGGCAAUAGUUAACUGAACAAUGUAAAUUUUCGAGUCAUUUGCUGACUUUUAUGUGAAUCCAAACUGUUCUUCCACAAAACACAAAUUAAGAUAUUUUCAUAUUUUUCAUCCAUCCAUUGAAAGCCGUGAAAACCAAUAUGUUCAAGCAUCAGAAAGUUCAUAAAGAAUCAAAGUAAUUAAUAUCUAUCAAUGUAUAGACAUAAAUUAUGAGAGCAUGUUAAAAAUAUCUUUAAUCCCUUUUGGUUUGGGUGAGUAGAUCCAUCCUUUUUUGGGUGAACUAAACCGUGAAACUUACAUUCAGUCCAAAGUUUCUAAGGCUUUACCCAAACCGUUCUCUCCUCAGAUUUCUUGAAUGAGGCCCAAUAUGGCAGUAUUAUAGUUUUACAACCAGAAAUUAGUUUUCAUUCCCAUCAAAUUACACAUGGCACAUGCUCUUGAGGUCAGUGAGGAAUUUGCACUGGAAUCACGGACCAUCAUCAAGCGAGUAGAGGAACGCAUUUGUAAAUAGUGUAUAGUAUUCUUAAGAGUGGUUCGUUUUGACCGCUUUCGUUUGAACUCUAUUUUAUGGGACUUUUAAUUUGAUCAGACUUUUAGCUCUUGAUUGAGAUGAUACACAUGUAUCGGGCGCAGGACGUCCUGUUAGUGGACCAACAGAUGAAACGCACACCGAAAGCAUCCUGCAGCCCUAGGUAUCUCCGCGCCAGGGUUUCGUUUGCCUCUUCAGACGUUCGUCAGCCGUUUGACAGUGUUCAUACUGUAUCUCUGCAGUCGUUUCAUGGGACGGUGUGUGAGAGGGUGUCUGGAUGUACUCUGAGCUGACUGGUUCAGCUUUAGCUGUGUUCUGAUUGGUCUGUGCCUUUCUUGUGUCCCCUCUCACUUCCUGUUCCCUUGGACUUUUGUCCUCGGCUUUCUGUUUAUUUCCUCUCAUAAGGGCUGGAUGUUACGGAAGCCCGUUCCCGCCACUAAAUAAAAACUAAUGAAGUUAAUUGCAACUUUUUAUUUCACAAUUUAGACUUUUUUUCCCUCAUAAUUGUGAGUUUGUAUCUUGAGAUAUAACUUGCAAUUCUGAGAAAAAUAAGUAAUCAGACUUACACGUUUAUAUCUCGCAAUUCUGACUUUGUAACUUGAGUGUUAUACAGUCAGAAUUGCAAGAUAUGAACUCGCAAUUGAGAAAAACAUUUAAUUGUGACAUAAAUGACCAAUUACCUUGUUUAAUGUUUACUGAGUGGCAGAAACGGGUUUCCGUAGGAUGUCCCUAAUGCCGGUCCAGUGUGGUUUUUGUUUGUUUGCCUUCUGAUUAAAUGCUUUUUGGUCUAUUACUUGAUUUGCUGUGUGUGUCCAGACUAGUUUGUCCACUAGCAUCUAAGAACCAAAGAAAUGGACGACAUCUCUCACUAUUAUUACAGUAUCGCAGGGUUGCCAGGUUUCCACAACAAAACCUUUCCAAUUGCUCCCCAAAACUAGCCCAAUCGUGUUUCAAGGGAGAUCUCAGCUAAAAAUCUCAUUCCGGUGGGGUAAAGUACACGGUUUUGGUGGGGUUCCCUUGGGAAAAUUCACAUUUUAGGGGCUAAAUCUCACCUGUUGGGGUCACUUUAACCCACAGACAUGAAAAACAACCCGCGGCAACAGUGUUAAAGUAGCCCAAAUCCACAGGAAAACUGUGGACUUGGCAACACCGCAGUAUAACUUUAUACAUCACAAACUAACACAUGUCUUCAUUUGACCUGUCAAAUCAGUGAACGAUGAUGUUAGCAUUUGACAUAUUGAGAUUUGUAUAGCAAUGCGUUUUAGGUUUUCAUUUUUUAGGAUGCGUAGUUGGGUCAUUACAACAGAGAUGAUGGAUGUGGUGAUAUUUAUCACCAGGGACAACACAAAGCAGAGUUUUAUUUUAUCUGACUGAUCAAGGGCAAGUUUCCGUUACCCUUUGGCUCCUGUGGUAGGGUGGAAACCCCAUGGGUUUGCUUCUUCAGGGUCCAGCAUUUUUAAAAUGCUUCCAAUCUGUAAUUGCUCUGCAAAAACAGCUGUUUUAAAAUACACAUUGCAUUCGAAACCAUUUUAAAUGUCAGUUUUCUUAUUUGGGUCCAGUAUUAUUAACACCAUUCCGUUCGUUCUUUGUAUGUCGAUCUUGUCUGAUCAUCACUAGGUACCAUGUUUUGAGCCUUAUCCUGAUAUUUGUAGUCUCCUAAAUAUGCAUCUUGAACCAUGAACCAUGUCUUGGCCGCUCUAUGCGCACAUUGUAGAAGAAGUGGGAGGAUUUUGGUGUUAAAAAUAGUGCCAUCUAGUGUACACAAGGUUUUUUGUUUUCUUUGUUUUUUUUUGUUCUGUACUGCAAUGAAAAUGUAAAAUGUAGACUCUAAAACUGAUUUGUGGAAAUGCUGCUACAGUUUGAAACACUGGAGCUGAAAUAAAAUGCACAAAGAUCAAA
Carassius gibelio (silver crucian carp) is the source of this 7044-nucleotide messenger RNA. Its product is annotated as mitoferrin-1-like. The record is from RefSeq and is a predicted model, not a curated record. Bases 1970 to 2797 code for a protein of 275 amino acids. Gene Ontology annotation, biological process: iron import into the mitochondrion. Gene Ontology annotation, cellular component: mitochondrial membrane. NCBI's taxonomy places the organism in Eukaryota, Metazoa, Chordata, Actinopteri, Cypriniformes, Cyprinidae. Gene Ontology annotation, molecular function: ferrous iron transmembrane transporter activity. The transcript is spliced from 3 exons.